Molecule: messenger RNA, 1507 nt
Organism: Emys orbicularis (European pond turtle)
Lineage: Eukaryota; Metazoa; Chordata; Testudines; Emydidae
Gene: STEAP4
Product: STEAP4 metalloreductase
Exons: 5
Coding region: 88-1506 (472 amino acids)
Biological process (GO): copper ion import
Cellular component (GO): endosome; plasma membrane
Molecular function (GO): cupric reductase (NADH) activity; ferric-chelate reductase (NADPH) activity
Source: RefSeq, a predicted model, not a curated record
UUUGCAGCGACCCGAUCCCGGCUGGCGAGGCGCUGGUUUGCUCACUACAGGCAUCAUCCCUCACCGAGAGUCGCGGGAGCGGGAGAUAUGGAGAAAAAUUCUUCCAACAUGAUCCCUCUUGCUGAAAACUCUCCUAAUAAAAAAGAGACUGUGUGUAUUUUUGGAACAGGAGAUUUUGGAAGAUCUCUGGGGUGUAAAAUGCUCCAGUGUGGCUACUCAAUAGUGUUCGGAAGCCGAAAUGCACAGACUUCCAGUCUGAUUCCCAAAGGCACAGAGGUGCUGAGCCAUGGAGAAGCUGCGCAGAAGGCUGACAUUAUUAUUGUAGCAAUUCAGAGACAACAUUACAACUUUCUCACAGAGUUAACUGAAGUUCUCCAUGGAAAAGUAUUGGUGGAUGUAAGCAACAACCUCAAAAUAAACCAAUAUCCUGAAUCCAAUGCUGAAUACCUUGCUCAACUGGUGCCAGGCGCUAAGGUAGUGAAAGCAUUUAACACCGUGUCAGCAUGGGCCUUGCAGUCAGGCACGUUGGAUGCAAGCAGACAGGUGUUUGUCUGUGGAGAUGACAACAAAGCCAAACAAAUGGUGAUGGAUAUUGUUCGGACUCUUGGUCUUACACCAUUGGAUCAAGGCUCUCUCUUGGCAGCCAAAGAGAUAGAAAAUUACCCACUGCAACUCUUUCCAAUGUGGAAGUUUCCCAUCUACUUGGCUAUUGGCCUAAGCGCAUUUUUUUUCUUCUACAGUUUGAUUCGUGAUGUAAUCUACCCCUACAUAUAUGACAACAAAGACUUAUCAUUUUUUAUUGCAAUUAGCAUUCCAAAUCGGGUCUGCCCCAUAGUGGCACUCAUCCUUCUUGCUUUGGUUUACCUUCCCGGCAUAAUUGCUGCAAUUCUCCAGUUACACAGAGGUACAAAAUACAGUCGUUUCCCAGACUGGCUGGACAAAUGGAUGCUUUGUAGGAAACAGCUUGGAUUAGUAGCCUUGGGUUUUGCUUUUCUACAUGUUUUGUAUACGCUUGUUAUCCCUAUUCGCUAUUAUGUAAGAUGGAGAUUAAAUGGUUACGUCAUAUCUCAGAUAAAGGACAACAGAACAGAUCCAUUUAACAACACUAACGGCUGGAUUAGUGACUCUUACGUGGCUUUAGGCAUCCUGGGAUUUUUUCUAUUUGUCUUGCUGGGAAUAACUUCCUUGCCCUCUGUCAGCAACAGCGUCAACUGGAGAGAAUUUCGAUUUGUACAGUCCAAACUGGGAUACGUGACACUGAUUUUGUGCACUGCACAUACACUGGUCUACGGUGGGAAGAGAUUCUUGAACCCUUCAAUGUAUAGAUUGUAUCUUCCUGCAGCAUAUAUGCUUUCUCUCAUUGUUCCUUGCAUUGUCCUGGUCAUUAAAUUUGUUCUGAUAUUCCCGUGUAUAGACCGACCACUCACACAAAUUCGACAGGGCUGGGAGAGGAACUCCAAAGGUUCAAAACAAUCAUACUACAAUGAUAGCAAGUCAGCAGUAUAAU